AUGGCUCAAGCUCAAAAACGAACCAUUCUCAUAACUGGCUGCUCAGAAGGUGGAGCAGGCCAUGCACUUGCUCUCGAGUUCGCCGCGCGAGGCUUUCGAGUCUUCGCAACAGCCCGCUCAACAAAAUCACUCACAACUCUCGAAUCAAAAGGAAUCGAAACACUCGCCCUCGACGUAACAGAUGAAUCCAGCAUCGCCUCUCUAAAAGCAGAGAUAUCAACCCGAACAAGUGGAAAAUUAGAUAUAUUAUUCAACAACGCCGGAACCAUGAUCGACUCCCCCGCCAUCGAAGCCUCCCCCGCAGAAGUCCAAGCCAUGUUCCACACCAACGUCUUCGGCCUCUUCAACGUAAUCCAAUCCUUCACCCCCCUCCUCCUCGCCGCCGUCCACUCCUCCUCCAACCCCAGCCCACCGACUAUAAUCAACACCGCCUCCGUCGUCGCCCGCGUUCCCAUGCCGCUCACAGCCCACUACAACGCCUCCAAAGCAGCCGUCGCCUCCUACUCCGACACGCUGCGUCUCGAACUCGCACCCCUCGGCAUCAAAGUCGUCACGCUCUUCAUGGGCGUCGUCUCCACGAAUAUAGUCAAGUCAGAGAACAUCUCCUUCCCGGAAUCCAGUCUUUACAAACCGCUCGAGCAGGGGCUGAGGAAUCGGAGCGUGAAUCAUCUGCGUGACGGCAUGACGACGCGGGUUUUUGCGAAACAGGUCGUGGAUAGUGUGCUCAAGAGUCCCGGGAUGGGGAAGGCGGAGUAUUUGUGGAAGGGGGGACAGGCGGGACUGGUUUGGGCGUUGGAUAAGUUGGGGUGGAGGAAGGUUUUUGAUGGGAAUGUGCUGGGGGGUGUGGGGUUGACGGCGGGGGUUGGACGGGCGAUUUUUGAGAGGGGGAGGGUGAGUGUUGUGGGGGGGAAGUAG
Molecule: messenger RNA, 915 nt
Organism: Glarea lozoyensis ATCC 20868
Lineage: Eukaryota; Fungi; Ascomycota; Leotiomycetes; Helotiales; Helotiaceae
Product: NAD(P)-binding Rossmann-fold containing protein
Exons: 3
Coding region: 1-915 (304 amino acids)
Biological process (GO): triglyceride catabolic process; phosphatidic acid biosynthetic process
Cellular component (GO): lipid droplet; endoplasmic reticulum
Molecular function (GO): triacylglycerol lipase activity; acylglycerone-phosphate reductase (NADP+) activity
Source: RefSeq, a predicted model, not a curated record